This is a messenger RNA of Bombus terrestris (buff-tailed bumblebee), 1700 nucleotides long. It is a transcript of the gene Rrp45, whose product is annotated as exosome complex component RRP45. The record is from RefSeq and is a predicted model, not a curated record. Gene Ontology annotation, biological process: U5 snRNA 3'-end processing; exonucleolytic trimming to generate mature 3'-end of 5.8S rRNA from tricistronic rRNA transcript (SSU-rRNA, 5.8S rRNA, LSU-rRNA); TRAMP-dependent tRNA surveillance pathway. The transcript is spliced from 9 exons. Gene Ontology annotation, cellular component: nuclear exosome (RNase complex); cytoplasmic exosome (RNase complex). NCBI's taxonomy places the organism in Eukaryota, Metazoa, Arthropoda, Insecta, Hymenoptera, Apidae. Bases 422 to 1654 code for a protein of 410 amino acids.
GAAAUUGGAAUAUAACUAACUUUUUAAAGUUCAUUUUUAAUAUCUUUCACGACUUAAUAAUGACAUAAAUUAAUAUCAAGAAGCUUUUCAAAAUUAUCCUGUUAUCAUAAUCUUGGUUCUAGAGUAACUACCUCGAAAAUAGAAUAUCGAAAUGUAUGGAUGUUAUCAUAUAAAGUAUCGAUAGUAAAAAGUAGUUCAGGAUAGUAUUUAAAAAUAUUUACUUAUUUUUUAUUUGCAACUAUUAAUGGAAGAAAAAUUAAUUUAUAUUAUACGCACAUUAAUUAGUCAUAAAUAUAGUUUGACGAUGAUAAGAUAGCAAAAUAUAAAACUUAUAUGAUAAAUAUGUAAUAUCGUUGAUUUAAGGUUAUAUUUUUGUUCAACAUUUUACACGUGUUUGAUGGGUAAAUAAAUAUUUUAAAUCAUGAAGGAAGUUUUGCUAACGAAUUGUGAAAAGAACUUUAUAAAUAAAUCAGUGGAACAAGGCACACGAUUGGAUGGCAGAUGUUUAUUUGAAGCACGACCUGCUAAAAUUUAUUUUGCAUCCAAUUGGGGUAGUUGUAUGGUUUUGCUUGGUCAAACUAGAGUUAUAGCACAAGUAACAUGUGAUAUUCAGCAACCUAAGACUUCUCGUCCUAAUGAAGGGAUGCUACAUAUAAAUGUUGAACUUAAUCCAAUGGCUGCACAGCAUUUUGAUGGUGGUAGACAAUCUGAGAUUUCAAUAUUGAUUAGCAGACAACUUGAAAAAUGUUAUCAAGAUUCCAAAUGUAUAGAUUUAGAAUCUUUAUGUAUCAUAGCUGAUAAACAAGUGUGGAAUUUAAGGGUUGAUGUUAACGUUAUUAAUCACGAUGGAAAUUUAAUCGAUUGUGCUUCCAUUGCAACAUUAGCUGCUCUCUCACAUUUUCAUAGGCCUGAUGUAACUUCAAAUGGUGAAGAUAUUAUAGUUCAUCCAUUUUCUGAAAAAGACCCUUUACCUUUAACAUUAUAUCAUUAUCCAGUGUGUGUCUCUUUUAUAACAUUUGAAAGUGGAAGUACAGUUAUGGAUCCAACAUAUUUAGAAGAAAGAGUUGGUGUAGCUCAACUUACUCUUGGUAUUAAUUCAUAUAGAGAACUUUGUAGUUUGCAUUUUAAUUAUUUGACAAAAACUAUGACUGUUGAAGACGUGAUAUCAGCAGUUUCUAAUUAUGCAGCAAAUUAUGCUGUUCAAUUAGUGCAACAAAUAAAAGAAGCAGUAAAUUAUGAUGUAGUAACAAGGUACAAGAAAGAUAAUCGUAACGUAAAUCGUUUUAAAGAGUGCAUAAUGACAAAGAAGUUGACAACUAUGAAUAGUGAAUGUAUCAGUAUUAAACUGCGUAAAUGGGGUGAGAUAGAAAAAAUAGAAUCUAAUGUUGACAUAGAGAAAGAGAAAGAAGAUGAAAAUUGUACGAUUAUAAAGCCUGGAGAAGGUUCUGCUGAGUUAAUAUCAAAUACAAGUAUGUCAUUUGGCGAAGGUGGACCUAAUACAUGGAAUUCAUCAGAAUCCUCAGAAGAAGAAAUAAACGAUGUUGAAAUUACUGCGGAGAUAAAGAAAGAAGAAAAUAAAAUAGAAGAUAUAGAAUUAAGUGGAGACAGUGAAGAAGAAACUAUCGAAAUGUUAGAAAUAAAGGAUUUAAUGUAAUGAUUGAAUAAAUAACAAAUCAAAAUUAUAUAAAAAUAUAAUUUAA